Leptosia nina is the source of this 6462-nucleotide messenger RNA. The record is from the annotation of a GenBank genome assembly. NCBI's taxonomy places the organism in Eukaryota, Metazoa, Arthropoda, Insecta, Lepidoptera, Pieridae.
AUGUUUUGGUACCCAUGGUCUGAAAGUAUUAAAAAAAGAGCCUGCCGAUAUCUUCUUCAGCGAUACCUCGGUAACUUCCUUGAAGAAAAGUUAACUUUAGAUCAGCUGAGUGUGGAUUUAUACAAUGGAACAGGAACCGUUUCUGAAGUUAGCCUUGACUGCGAAGCUCUUAAUGAACUGGGUGAUACACAAAAUUGGCCCUUGGAAAUAGUUGACGGUCAUAUGCAAGAAAUAACAGUGACUAUACCUUGGUCAACAUUAUUAAAAGAUGAUUCUAUUGUUGAAAUCAAUGGCCUUUCACUUACUGUGCAGCCUAAAGUUAGAGCUGAACCAGUAUCAUCAAUGUUGGAAUCCAUGUGGUCUUCUAUGUCAUCCUCUAUGCAACUGGCUGCUGAAUGCCUUCGCGAUGAGGCAGGUCCACAGGAAACUAAUCCAGUUGAAGGCAUAGAAAUGUUUGCACAUGCAAUAGACUCCCUUCUGAGCAGAGUUAAGGUGAAAUUUGUUAACACCAAGGUCCGAAUAGAACAUGUUCCUAAAAAUGGAAGUAGAGGAAUUGCUGUAGAAGUACACAUUAAAAACAUUGACUAUUUUGACGAAGCUGGUUUGGAUUCUGUACCUGAAUGCUCAGAUACAGAGAAAAAUAAAACUUAUGUGGUCUCAACCUAUUCUAAUAAAAAGCUCCAAUUUUCUGGCAUCUCCUUCUAUAUCGACGAAUUUCCAUCGAAAUUACGUACAAUGGCGCCAAGUUUAAUUAUGGAAAAAUCUGCUUCCUCUCAAGCUGAACGAUCAGAUGGAACAGCAGAGACUCCUGACUCUAACUACCAAAGCACUAUGUCCGAUGUUUUCUAUGAAGCGAGAAGUGUAAUAUCUACAAUUGAUUCUGAUCCAGUUAGAGAUAUUCUUGAAGAUAGGAAGAGUACAAGAGAGACAACACCCGAGGAAGAGAAAGCAAAUCAGCCAGAUCCAAUACUGUUUGCUAAGUUAACUGGUCCGCAAGAGUUAAUGCUAAAGUUGAAGCAUUCAGAGGAGAUAGAAGGGCCUAAAGUUGAGGUCAAGGUGCUUUUGGGCUCCUUUCUUAUAUUUCUCACACCUAGACAGUUGCAUACAUUGAUUGAAUUAUGUGAUGCAUUAAAUCAGCCAGAUUUGGAAGACACAAGCAAUAUACCACUUCGGCCAAGUGGUGCUAAUGUACAAUGCAAGCCAAUGAAACCAGCAGAUUUUCAACUUAUUGAAGCCCAGCUACUUGGUAAUCUGGAGAAAAGAGCUAAGCCCACAGCACUUCAUGGUUGGUCGGGUCCAAGUAUUGAUGACAGUGACAUAGAGAGUGAAAAAUUCCACCCAAUGUCGUCAGAUGCUCAAAUGUCAGAGAGUUUCAAUUCUUCCGUCAGUUCUAUGAGUGCUAGUAUGACAUCCAGCCUUAACAUACCGUCUGCGCAUCCUCGAAUUAAAAGAAAUAGAAAAGUGCCAUAUAUUGACGGCGACCCGACAGCUGAAGUGUCCCAUGUUAGUCUCAGAAUAGCUUCAGUUUCCUGUGUUCUGAUACAUAAGGAUAUUUUAAUAGCAACACCAAUGGGUGUUACUAGCGUGUCACCAUCUUCAGCCAGCAGGUUGCAACAAGUCAGCACUGAAUUCUUCGCCCGCAUAGAAACUUAUUCUAGACAUGAGCACAGGAGAGAUUUGAACACAAUCAACGAAUCUUUAAAUAAAGCUACAGAUCUGAAUCAUUUGAGGUUACUAGCUACAGAGAUAAGUCUCGAUGGCAGUGAAAAGGUGACGUCACACGGCAGCCAAACGAUGUGUGAAGCGGCCAUAAGGACUUUCCUUACUAGGGAAUGUCUGUAUGUCCAAACUCAAGAAGGGAAUAUUCAACAGGAGAAUUAUGAUAUUAUCUAUUUUGAUAGAGAGGACGACGAUCCCGGUAUCGCUUCGGCGAAGUCAAAUCUACGGGUUAACUUCAAACAGACGUCAAAAUAUAUGAGAAUUGGUGGCGAAAAGAAAUUAGUAUACCCCACUACAGAUAUUAUUGUUAAAUGCACACCAUUCCACGUGGAUAUAGACUUGACACGUAUUGAACGAAUGUCCGCGACAUUUUUCAAUAAGACAAGUACCGCGGCAACACCUGCGCCCGCGCAACCACAAAACCAUUUUAACUUCACUCUACACUGUCCCGUUUUAAACGCUAUUCUUCGGUUUCCAAUAGCAGAUCUUCGUCCAGGAAUCAACCGCGAAAUGCGCAGAGUUCGUGCCGAUUACCUCGUGUUCAAAUUCCAAAAUACAACUGUGACCUGCCAGCAGACUCCUAGUGUUCGCCCUUUGCCCACCACCAUUUCUGUGAAGGCCACAAUCCUAGAUCUUUACUACCAUGAAAAUGAGCAUCUACCCGCUACGCAUGUAGCUCAAAGCACUAUGGACGAAUCUUUCUUUUCUGGCGAUAUACUCAAAGGACACUCUACUACAGCACUACCAAUAAUAUCGAUAACAUUUCAACCGCGUGAAAUCAACAAGGGACCAUUCGACUCUCUGGUAGAAGAAUUCAACUUCGAAAAGACAUCAAACCCCAUGACAACCUCUAUGUACAUAAUGAAUAAUCUUCGUAGUACUCAGCCGAGCCCGUUUAGCAGGAAGAAAAUGGCGCAUCAAAGUAUUAGUAAACAUGAAACACAAUCACAAGAUCAAGAGGAAGAAUUAAUAGUACCAGGUACGGAUGAAGAAAUGACGGAAUUCACGAACAGUUCAGUGGAUAAUUCGGCCAUACAUUUGGACUUCAAUCUACCCCUACUGAGUUUGCAGUUAGAAUCGAAGCAGCUUUACGAAAUAAUCUACAAUCGCAUUAACUCAGAUCUAUUGUUGUGGGAGCCCCGCGUGUCUGAAGAAUUUGACGUAACCCCGCAUAUAAGUGCGCCGAUAUAUCCAGCUUUUGGAGUCUGCAAGGGCUAUGAUUCCGACUCGGAAAGCACAUCCUCUGAAGAGGAGAACUUGUAUUACUCUACCUACGACCACAAGGCAAGGAAAAAUAUUGGUAGCAAACCGCCAACGGAAGCCAAGGAGAGCGAGACGCACAAUUUCUGUCUCACUCUUAAAGUCGACAAGGGCUUGUUGACUAUUUACGCACCAGUUAGGGAUACAAACAAACAAGUGGUGCCCGGUCAAAUGGGAGAAUUAGUUUUGGAAGCGCAAAAAUUAUCAAUGUGCCAAGUCAGCGGGCUCAACGGACGCCCCAAGACAGCGCAACUGUGCCUGAGGGGAGGAAAAAUGUCCCUGUAUCAUGAACCUAUUUUGACGAUACCUUCAGAAAAACCAGAUUUACGAUUAUUCGGCACAGCACUACCCUGUCACUUAAGAAAAACUAUAUACCCUUCAAAUAAAGGUGUUUAUGUGAAAGAUAGAAUAGAACCCAAGGACAUGUUUACGAUGGCAUUGAAAACUGAACCAAAUAGCGAUACGCCAGGAUUGAAGACAAUCUGCAUUGCCUUAGGCAUAGAACAAGCGACGCUGCGUCAUAGAGGGGAUAAGGGAAUAGCUUGGUUAACGCAGUUAAUGGAUGUUUUGGAUGUCUUUGACUACCCAGUGCCCGGUUACACGCCUUCUACUGUACUUUCCGAACUACAUGUACAUGUAUGGGAUUGCGCUGUUGACUACAGGCCCUUAUACUUACCAAUACGAACAGUUGCGACGCUAGGAAACUUCAGCGUUUCGAGCAACCUAAUACCAGAAAUGAAUACAUCGUACCUCAGAUUCUUAGCGCAGGAGUGUACUUUGUUCCUUUCGUACAUUCACAACGCGAAAGCAAAUGCACUCGUGCCGCAGGAUGACGAUAAGCAUCCGGACUUACAAAGAAACUACGUUUGUGUCCUCGAUGUUGGGCUGUUUGAACUCUCUUUAAGGAUGGAAGAUAAAACCGGGUCUAACGACCAACCUCAAGUUGACCUCACGGCAUCAAACAAUAUGGUGAACUUAUACACGUGCUGGGACUCUGCUUCGGCCCUUUGCCGAUUGCUCACAUAUGUCGCCUCCGACGGAGACGCAAAUGCGCCGUUUGAACACUCCAGACAUACUAGUAUAUGUUCUGAUCAGCCGUUAGAGCCCCUCGUUGGACUAGAGGAUAAACCAGAAGAAAUAAGAGAACUGUCCCCAAGUGAAAUUCAACAGGUCAAUGACCUCAUGGCUGAAGCUUUGAAAGAGAGCCCUAAUAAUACAAAUGAAGAAGACGAGCUAGUCAGUUCCACGGAGAAGGAAGGAGUUGAAGUGUUUUUCUUCCCAGAUGAGUCUAAUAUUAAACCUAAAGAGGCCUCUGACGGUAUCGAUACGGAGAUGGAUAUACAGAACCUUGACGAGGAAUGCAAAAGCAUAGAUGUUAUAGAGCAAGCGCAGGAGGCUAAGCCGAACGCACAAGUGGCAAAAGAUUUGGGCGAUCCCACGUCAACGCCUAAAGCUUCUCCGAGGAAGAGUAAGCGGAAAAAGAUAAAAUCUGGUGGAGAUGGCAGUAACACAGAUGACGAAUAUUUCAUAGUGGAGACUGCGUAUGCGCAGGAUAAUGAAAUGGACGAGCCCAUUGUAAAUUGGAUCGGACCAGGGCCUGUUUACAUGAUGGACAACCAUUUUUCGGUUCCCGCCGCUAGAUCAGAUGUUCUCAAGGCACCUAAGAGCUUCCCACUGCCAGUAUUAAGGUAUACUCUAUGCGAAAUGAGCGUUACGUGGAAUAUGUACGGUGGAAACGAUUUCCGACCGACCAGUGAUGCGCCCAAGAAGACUGUGAGCAUCGACGUCGAUCCCAGAAAACAGGGCUCUCCUACUACCACUAAACGCAUCAAAGAUUAUGAGCCCUACGAGAAAGGCCGUGCCGUAGCAGCUGCGUACAGAACAGGCGGAGUCAGCUGGUCUGCUGGAAGUGAGCGGGUGCGUGCCUCCGCCCCACCAGUUAAGCACGAGUUGCGGGCGCGCGGUGGCAAACAUCGUGAUCAUCACACAUGCGUCAAACUCUGUCUAACGAAGGUGAAAUUCCAACACGAAGUAUAUCCUCCCGGAGGCACGCAGGCCUCUCGUCAAACGCUAGCUAUCACGAAAAUAGAAGUUUUGGACCGACUUGUUUGCAGCGAUAUUAACAAGCUUCUGAGCCAAUAUAAGUUAAAAGAUGAACCGGAGAGGAAGAAUGCCCAUAUGUUAAUUGUAAAAGCGGUGCACUUACGUGCCGACGCAGCCCUUCCAGCGCAAGAGUGCUGCCUAAAAGUGUCCCUGUUGCCUUUGCGUUUCAACCUCGAUCAAGAUACUCUGGCAUUCCUCGUUGGAUUCUUCUCUAAACUCGGAACGGAUGAAACCAACGAGGAGGACACAAAAAGUGUCGGAGGGCUAUCAACGGAUUCUAGUGGAUCUCGACAAACGACGCCGACACAUCGGCCACCUGUAAUGAGCAUAGGCAGCCAUUUACGCGACCCACCACCCACGCCUACGUCUCUAGGGGAUGGGGAUUGUCUAUCGCUGAACGAUACUGUUCUUCGCGAUGAUGAGCCUCUUAUGGAGACAUAUGAAGCCGAAAGACUCGUCUCGGAAAAUCUCAUUCAGUUGGAGGAAGACUUCCAGAGACUCGCUGUUAAUCAAGAAAAGAUCGCCAUUAAACCUCCUGAUGCUGAACCAGUCGACGACUCUCCCAUAUACUUUAGGCGCAUAGUGUUUUCCCCGGAAGUACCAAUUCGACUGGACUAUGUGGGCAAGCGAGUCGAUCUCUCGGCGGGACCAGUUGCUGGGCUACUUAUGGGUCUAGGGCAGCUCAACUGUUCCGAACUUACCCUCAAACGGCUAGACUAUAAGUUAGGACUUUUAGGCUUAGAGAAACUGGUACAAUGGGCACUACACGAAUGGCUUUCCGACAUCAAACGACAUCAGUUGCCUGGCUUACUCAGCGGGAUCGGACCGAUGCAUUCCUUAUUGCAAAUAAUAACUGGUAUUCGCGACUUGGUGUGGCUGCCAGUGGAACAAUGGCGGCGCGACGGGCGUCUUGUGCACGGACUGCGUCGUGGUGCUGCUUCGUUCACGGCUCGUACCGCUGUAGCAGCAUUAGACAUUACAGCUAGGAUAUUGCACCUUAUUCAGGCGACGGCUGAGACAGCUUUCGAUAUGCUUACGCCUGCUCCCGCUUUGACCAUGGGCUACGAAAGGCGUGAACGACGUCGCAGACGCGACCCAGCUCGCCAGCCGACUGAUAUCAGAGAGGGCGUCACUAGCGCUUACCACACUGUUAGAGAUGGUUUCGCGGAGACAGCGGCGAAUAUAACGCAAGCGGCUCGUCGCGGUCGCGGUACCGGCGUAUUGCGGCAACUGCCGGGUGCUGCUGUUGCACCCCUAGCGUUGGCUGCUGCCGGUGCUGCCGACCUUUUGGGCGGCGUAAGGGCUGCACUUGCCCCCGAUACAUGUCGUGAUCACGCUGACAAAUGGCGCCGGAACGAUCACGACGAUACGACAGAUUAG